This is a messenger RNA of Onychostoma macrolepis, 4979 nucleotides long. RefSeq names its product VAMP (vesicle-associated membrane protein)-associated protein B and C (gene vapb). The transcript is spliced from 6 exons. NCBI's taxonomy places the organism in Eukaryota, Metazoa, Chordata, Actinopteri, Cypriniformes, Cyprinidae. Bases 280 to 1011 code for a protein of 243 amino acids. Gene Ontology annotation, biological process: endoplasmic reticulum membrane organization. Gene Ontology annotation, cellular component: plasma membrane; endoplasmic reticulum membrane. The record is from RefSeq and is a predicted model, not a curated record. Gene Ontology annotation, molecular function: FFAT motif binding.
ACACCCUUCUCCUCCUCACAUCAGUCGCCACUACUCAGUGCAUACUGCAGGGGCAGUGACGUCACGGCCAGCCUCUCUCUCUCCCACAGUCCCUUCCUGCUGCAUCACAACAGUCGCUAGUGGAUCGGGUAACGCUGAGCUAUUUCCACUGCCUUGUGGAGUUUUUAUUUCAAUAAAUGUAACAGAAGUCCUCAUCGACAGCCUCCACCGUCAAGCCCGUCGCCGUCAGUUCUAGCGGACGUCAGCGCAGCAGUCGACGCGUUUGAAGCGCAGUGGGAGAUGGCCAGGCCAGAGCAGGUCCUGCUUCUUGAACCGCAGCACGAACUGAGGUUCCGAGGUCCAUUUACAGAUGUGGUGACCACCACCUUAAAGCUUGCUAACCCCACAGACAGAAAUGUGUGCUUUAAAGUAAAGACGACUGCACCGCGCCGAUACUGUGUGCGGCCAAACAGCGGAGUGAUUGAUGCCGGAACCUCGAUCAACGUCUCUGUGAUGCUGCAACCGUUUGAUUAUGAUCCAAAUGAGAAAAGCAAACACAAGUUUAUGGUACAGUCUCUGCUGGCCCCACCUGAUAUGACCGACACUGAGGGAGUGUGGAAGGACGCCAAGCCCGAGGAUCUGAUGGACUCCAAGCUGAGAUGUGUCUUUGAGAUGCCCGCUGAAAAUGAGAAAACACAUGAAAUGGAAAGCAAUAAGAUAUCCUCCAGUCUCUCAAAGUCGGAAUCAUCCACAUUGUCUAUGAAGUCCAUGGCCUCCAGUCUGGAUGAUGGAGAGGUGAAGAAGAUCAUGGAGGAAUGUAAAAGACUGCAGACGGAGGUGCAGCGGCUACGAGAGGAGAACAGACAGAUCAGGGAAGAUGAUGGUCUGCGGAUGAGGAAGAGCACAGUAAUGUCCGCUCCGCACUCAUCUCAAGCGGUGAGAGUGAAGGAGGAGGGGCUGAGCACCAGGGUGAUCGCUCUAAUUGUGCUGUUUUUUGUCGUGGGUGUCAUCGUAGGCAAGUUGGCCUUGUAAAAUCCAAGAGGGGAGCGCUACAAGCAUGCAUUGCGGAUGAAACAAAAACAAAACAGACAAGUAACCAAUGCAGAAUUUGUUUAAUCCGAAUGCCAUAUCAUUUGGGUAGUUUUGGAUUAGCGAGGUGUGUAAAAUUAAUAAAGUGAUCAAGGAAUUUCAUCAUGUUAUGUGCAAAGAAUAAAAUUUAAAAAAAAUAAUAAUAAUAAUAAUCUGACACAGCUCUUGCCUCAAAAUUGUGAAAUCAUUCUGGCCCCUGUUCCUUAAUCAUUUCUGAUGCAAGUUCAAAUGGAUAACAAAUGUCAUAGAUUUUAACCACUAAAAAUGUCGUAGGGAUUUUCUAACACCAGAUGUGCGAUUGAGUUGUGGUAGAGUGAAUGUUGUUUUAUCACUUUUUUUUUUUUCUUCUCAGUGGGUCAGAAGCAAAUUGAAAAUGUGUACAAAUGCUAAACAUCUUUGAAAAGUGACACGUGCAUUUAAUUUAUGCGUACCCAAACAUCUUGCAUUAAAGCAGCAGUUCACUGAAGUUCAGCCUGUAUAUUUUCAAUCGCUGUCCAGCUAAAUGAUAAAACACGCCUUCUAGUAUCUUCCCCAGUCACACUGGUGUUAAAAUAACAUGCAUUUGCAAUAUUCCAUCCACUUCUGUUCAGUCCGACUCAUAUGUUUGAGUACCAACAGGUACUAUGAUUCAACAUAUAGUUCCUUGGCAAAUGAGAUAACGUCACUAAAUAUCCACAUUUUUGUAAAAUGUCAACUGUUUCACUCGCAGUCAAUUGACGUUCCAAUGCCAAAACCACCACAAAGUCUUUCUUUUUAAGUGGCUUGGGUGACACAAUUUGACUUUUAGGUUAUUUUUGGAAUUCAAACAUCAUUUUUUCAAACAGAAAGGAAAUGGACUGUUAGAGACAGAUAUUUCAAACUGCUGUUACUGGGGAAGUGUUGGUGAAACCGUUUAGCCAUUCACCUACUCAUUUGCUCCAGAAACCAUUUGAAACGAUAUUUCUCUGUGAACUGCUGUGUUUUUCGGUAAGGCGCAGGGCUGACGUCCCUGAAACCAACACUUCCGAUGAAGCUUUGCACAAACCGAGUUCCCUGUCAGAAUCAGAAUAGAUUUUUCACCUUUCUUUAUUGUCGUUUUCCUUUGGUAAGGGAUAUGUGCUUGAAUGCAUGGCUCUGUUGAGAGCAAAAAAUACUUUAUAUUUUAUUAAGCUGCUCCAUAGGUGAAAUGUCCUUUUCAGGCCCUUUUAUCACACCUCUGUUUCCAUUCUGCUGCCUGUAGACCGGAGUUAAUUUAUUGAUCAAGUCAUUAUAUACAGUAAUAGUGCAGCUGCUAAGCGUAACUUUUGAUGCACCAUGUACAUGCAACUGGUUGAAGGCCUCUCUCCCUAUGAACUUUCUAUCUGAAGAUGCCACGAGGAGAGUUUAUCAUCAGGUCCAUAAACACUGACCCCCUCUCACUUUACCCUCCAAAAAAGAACAAAAAAGUAGUUAAAGGUAUAGUUAACCCAGACUUUAACAUUUUGUCAUAAUGUUCAAGUUGUUCCAGCUCUUUUUGUGAAACACAAAAGGAGAUGUUAGGAAGAUUUGCUCUAUUUCCAUACGAAGGAAAGUAAAUGGUGAUGUAUGCUGUGAAGCAUGAAAAAGCACCAUAUAGGUAUCAUAAAACUCGUCCAAACAUCUUUUGCGCUGUAUUUCAAGUUGUCUGAAGCCAUUUAAAUAGCUUUGUAUUUGCAUUUGGCACUCAUUGUGAUAUAUUUAUGAGAUUUUGCAGAUGAUAUUCUGUGUUGAUGUGGUGUAUUGUAUGAAUUGAUACAUUAACAUUUGAGAGCUCCAAUGUAAGGUUAUAAGUGAAAAAAGCUUAAAUUUCAGUCUGUUUUCUACACAAAGCUAUGUAUGGCUUUAGCAUGUAGUGCACAGUUGUUUGAAUCACAUUUAUGGUGUUUUUUUGGUGGGUUUUUUGCGCUUUUCAGGAUAAAUUCCCAUUCACUUUUAUGGAAAAGUGUAGCUUGGACAUUGUGCAUAGCAUCAUCUUUUGAGUUUCAUGAAAAAAGUUUUACAAAAAUGAAGUCGGAACAACAUAAUGGGGAGUAAACGCUGACAAAAUGUUGAUUCUUGAGCCAACUAUUCCCUUAAAAACUGACACAUGUGAGUAUUGUUACCUGUAUUUUAGCCAUGCCAAGCCUACACCUCAUUUCAGAUAAAUGCAUGGCUUCGAUAUGCCUUGUCGGUGGUCUGAAAUGUACACAACACUGGUUUAUCUCGCAGCAUAAGGCUUUAAAAAAAAAAAAAAAAACACUCCUGACAUUUCUGCACUGUUUUCCUGAGCCCUCUGUUUCUUUGCUGUCCUCUGAUGUUAAUUUAGUCGUUUUGUUUGGAUUUAAGUUAUGAAUAAAGCUUUUAUUGCACAGAACUGUUUAUAUUAAAAAUGCACUACAUAUAAAGAAUGUCAUCUUCCCGUACACAACGGUCUGAUCUUUGUGAAAUAACCGAAAUGACAUCAGAAAAGAGACUCUUCCUACAGGGGACCAUUUUGUGACCUGAUAUGUAUUUGUGUCAUAGUUUGGUGUUGUGGGGGGUGUCUUUUUCUUUAAUGUUUCUCUUCUAUUCCCCCUUCUUUGAGAAGCUUUUGUUUUCAGUUGUUCAUCUUUGGCUGAUAUUGGAUUUCUAAGAACAGAGGAGCUUACGAUAUUGUCAAACGGCAAAACUUUGCUUUGUAAGUAACUUUAGGAAAUGUUCAGGGUAUAGUGAUUUUUGGACUGCGGUUUAUGUAUAAUUCACCAAGGAGUAUGAUUGCCAUGGAGAGGGAGGGAUUUGGGGGCCUAUCAGCCAAUCAGCUGGCUCGUAAUUAUACCUGAACCUUACUAUAGUGCCCCAAACCUUCACAUAUGAUGUAAACAUGAAGGUGACCGUUUUGUAUGUAUAUAAAUAAAUAAAUAAAUAAUGAGUCUAAGAUGAAAAUUAAGGUUGAUAUUCCUAGUCAAGUAGUCUAUAAUGGUAUAUAAAGAAACCCCAACUUUGUUGGACUAUGUAGCAUCUUAAUAAAUUAAAUCAAUAAAGCCCCAGACCAAAACGUUUUGUGAUGUUUGUUCUUUUGUCCAAUUUCCAUUGUUCACUUAAUUGAGUAGUCCACCCAAAAAUGAAAACUUGCGUUUUUCUCCCUUAGGCCAUCCAAAAUGUAAAUGAGCUUGUCUCUUCAUAAAACAGAUUUGGAGAAAUGUAGCAUUGCAUCACUUACUCAAAAAUGGAUCUUCUGCAGUGAAUGGGUGCCGUCAGAAUAAGAAUCCAAACAGCUGAUAAAAGCAUCGCAAUAAUCCACAAGUAAUCUACAUGACUCUAAAUGAAACAAACAAAUCCAUCAAGACAUUUUAAAUUCAAACCAUUUCUUCAAAACGAAUUCUUUCUCCAUUGAAAAAGUCUAAAUCUGGAGAGAAAUAUGCACAGAUCAAACACCAUAUACAGUACAAGUGAAAACGGUUCAGGACAACAGGGGAUUGACUUUACACUGGAGGAAGCAUUAUUAUGGAUUAUUCUCAGCUGUUUGGACUCUCAUUCUGACGGCACCCAUUCAUUGGUGAGCAAAUGAUAUAAUGCUAAAUUUCUCCAAAUGUGUUCCGAUCUUGAAUGGUCUCAGGGUGAGUAUUUUCAGCCAAUUGAAAUUUUUGGCUGAACUUACUUUAAUACAUUUUCUGUAUUGUACUCAUGUACUGUGAAUUGUGUGUGUUUAUAUGUUGUUAAUAUUUUUUAGUAGUGACAACAAAAUGAUGGAUAGUAUGCCUGUCAAUGGACUUCCUGUUGAUUUUUGAGGAGAUUUCGGAGUCGACUGCCUUGUAAGAGACUCUUCAAAUGGCUUGAAAAAUUGCACUUUUAAGAGUUUCUCAAACAUUACAGCUGUGGUUAAAAGCAUAUAAACCUCUAUUAUAGACCUGUGACAUCAUUAAACUCCACCUCAGAUCUACCGCAUUUCUUUUGAU